GGUCGCCAUGGCGACCGUGCGCAGCGCCGCUACCCCCUGUCCUGGCGCAGACCUGCUGAAACAGGCUGACGUUGAGAAGCUGUCGCGGCUGGCAUGGACUGAUGAUGAAGAGGAGCCCGAGGACGCGGUGUCGGCGCGGUCUGCGGCGAGCUUGGACACUGCUGACGGCCUGGUGUUUGCCGGCCACCAGGCGCUGCCGGACUCCCCGGAGGUGCGCCAGCUGCUGCAGCGCGCCGCCAACAUCAGGAGGCGAGCCAGGCAGCUGGUCGCCCACAUCUCCAGCCUGUGGCCUGCCCCUCUGCCCCUGGCUGGCUCGCUGCUGGGGGCGCUCAACCUGAGCUCAGUGCCCGCCGCCGACUGCCAGUACGACCGCCGACCCAACUGCAGGCGCAGCCUGCGCUACCGCACGCUGGACGGCACCUGCAACAACCCGCUCAACCCCGUCUGGGGCGCAGCCAACACCCCCUACACGCGACUCCUGCCGCCUGUCUACAGCGACGGCGUGCACGCGCCGCGGCAGUCUGCUCGCGGCGGCCCGCUGCCCACGGCGCGCCUGCUGAGCGCGCAGUUGUUCCGCGAGCGGCCGGGCCCGGCGUCCAGGGACGAGGUGCUGACGCUGGCGCACAUGCAGUGGGGGCAGCUGCUCGCCCACGACACGGCCUUCUCCGCCAUCCCCACCGCCGACGAGCAGGGCCGGCCCAUCAGCUGCUGCUCGGAGACGGGCCAGCUGCUGGAGGAGCCGCCCGACACGUGCAUCGCCAUCCAGAUCCCGCGGGACGACGCCUUCUACUCGCAGUUCGGCCGGCGCUGCAUGACCCUCGUGAGGACGCUCACCGCCGCCGCCUGCACGCUGGCGCCCUCCGACCAGAUGAACCGGAUGAGCUCGUUCCUGGACCUGUCCAUGAUGUACGGCGCCGACGAGGCGGCGUCGCAGCGGCAGCGGCUGCGGCAGCGUCGCGGCGGCCUGCUGACGUCACAGCGAGACGGGCGCGGCCGAGAGUUCCCGCCGCAGAGCGCGCGCCCCGACCAGGAGUGCUUCCUGCAGGCGCAGAACGACACCUGCUACACCUCCUCGGACCUGCGGCUGAACCAGAACGUGCAGCUGGUGUCGCUGCACACGGUGCUGAUCCGCGAGCACAACCGCCUGGCCAGGGGGCUGGCUGAGCUGAACCCGCGCUGGGACGACGAGAGGCUCUUCCAGGAGGCCCGCCGCAUACUCAUCGCCCAGUACCAGCACAUCUCGUACGCCCACUACCUGCCGCCGAUACUGGGAGAGCGCGCGAUGCGGCAGCUGGGCCUCCGCCCCCAGCGCCAGGGCUACACGUACGACUACGACGUGUCGCUGCACCCCGCCACCAUCAACGGCUUCAACGCCGCCGCCUUCCGCGCCUUCCACAGCAUGAUCGAGGGCAACCUCACGCUGGUGGACGGGGCGCGGUGCCCGGUGCGUCACUACCGGUACAGCGACGGCUACUUCCGGCCGGCGGCAGUGCAGCGCGAGGACAACCUGGACCUACUGCUCAACGGCAUGGCCCACCAGCCGGCGCAGAAGCUCGACGACUCCUUCACCACCGAGGUGACGCAGCAGCUGUUCCGUGCCGAGGACGCUGCGUUCGGCAUGGACGGCGAGAGCCUGGACAUCACGAGGGGCCGAGACCACGGGCUGCCGCCGUACCCCGCCUUCCGCGAGCUGUGCGGCCUGCCACCCGCCAACACCUGGAGGGACCUCGCCAACACGCUGGGGCACAACUCGGCGCGGCGGCUGUCGCAGCUGUACGACAGCCCUCAGGACGUGGACGUGUUCGUGGGCGGCCUGCUGGAGCCUCCAGUGACCGGCAGCCUGCUGGGGCCCACGUUCCGCUGCCUGGUGGCCGAGCAGUUUCACCGCUGGAAGCGCGGAGACCGCUUCUACUACGAGAUGGGACAGAUGCCGCACUCCUUCAGCCCAGCCCAAUUGAAGCAGAUACGAAAAGCAUCACUUUCUCGGAUGUUAUGCGACAAUGGUGACAAUAUCACUAUGGUUCAGCCUGAUCCUUUCCGCCUUGUUUCUGAUAAGAACCCACUGAAACCAUGUGAUAGUCCAGCAAUUCCAAAGCUAGACCUUGGCCCUUGGAAACAGUGAUUCAUUAUCACAAGAAAUUUAUUAUAUUACUUUCAUAUGAAAAUUUGUCACCAAAGGAAAUCUUGUGAUUUACCUAGUGGCUCUAUGUCAAUUAAAGAUGUCCACAUUUUCAUAUUCUUAGGUAAUAAGCAGCAUAUGUUGGUACAGAAAUCGUAAUAAUUUGGGUAAAGAAUGCAAUUUUUGUACUGUGGUUGUGAGGCAUAUUUAAUUCAGUUUUAAGAAAAGAAAAUUGCCUGUUUCUGUUCAUGUAAUAAAGGCCGAGUCCUUUAAUCACGCUGACAUACUAGACUGCACCUACAGAAAAAAGUUUUUAACUUGGUAGUGAGCCACAAGUGCAGCCCUUUACACUAACUUUCAUUCCCGCAGAACUUCUCUGAAGUGAUGAAACAGACAUUCAUCAGCAUUUCAGAAGAGUCUUUUAGAUCAUAACCAUUUUGUUUACUGCAAAGUGAGGAUGGGUGUAACCAUGCAUAUCAUUUAAAAAUGGAUUUACGGAUUCAUUCCACAUUACAGAUCAUAUCUCUACAGUGGACUUCUUUUGUGAUAAGCCCUGGUAACAGCCGUGCCUUCUCCUCUUAGGAUUCUAGCAAGCACCCUUGAAAGGCAUUUACCUCUGCAAGUGCAUCUUCCAGUUUCUGUAUCAACUUUGUAAUUUUUGUUGUUGGAGUACUAUGGUGUUUGUUUGCUGGGCUGCACUUUUACAUCAUGUGAUUGUAAUGCAGCAAACAGAAGGAGAGGUACAUUUCUAGGUUUUUCACACAAAUCUCCAACUCAGUGUUCCAUAAAUUGAUAAUAAAAGCGAAGUUACCUUUCUUCCAAUGAUUUUCAUGUAAUUGUUCUGCACACCUGUAUACUACAUUUCCCUUACUAAAUUUGACACUUUGGGCCAUAGUGUCAUAUUUUUGAAUUUUUUUAUCCCAUCAAUCAGACUCAGUUUACACGAACAUGCAUACUAUAUAUGACAUUUAAUGCAGUAUUUAAAAGAAAAUUGUACAGAUAUCUAAUCAUAACUUUUGCUUGUUAGUGCAAACUUUUUCAGCUUUAAAGAGUAUGAGUAUCCAGCAUCUAGGCAAUAUAUGUAACAGAAGGUGUUACAUGAUGCAAGAUGAAAAUUUAAGCUUUGUGUGUUAUUGACAGUGAAAUAGGUGUUGCUCUAAAUUUUAAACAUUACCUUCAUUUGUUUCAGAAGAGCCCAUAGAACUGAUUAUUUAGGUGUUUGUUGCAUUUUUCUUGAUUUCUUUCAAAGGAGCUAGGGGGACCAGAGAAAGUAAUCUGCACUCAGUACAUAAACUGUCAAUUUGUACUUUGUGCCAAGCACCUACAAAAACAGAAAUUAAUCUAUGUUUCAGUAAUUACUAUAACCCUCUUCCCAAAAGAGUUGUAAGUGGUGCCCACGUGGACCUGAAAUUGCUUCAUCUCUCAUUUUUAAACAAACAAACUGACAACAUAGCACAACAUACAUUUCAUCCACCUACGAUGCUACAAACGCAGUACUGCUACUAUUAGAUAUGUAAGGUUGACAGUGGCUGGACACAAAACACUAAUGUUCUGAAGCUUUGUUUUGAAGCCUUGUAGCUUAUGCAAGUUAAUAAGUAGAAAUCUCAGUGAUCAAGAGAAGUCUCAAAAAUAGUAUGUGCAUGUGGGUUCCAUAUGUAAUGCAUAUCCUCUAUAUAUAAAUGCCUGUCUUCAAAAGACUGUGCAAUCAACUGCACUAUGAAACUAAAAUAAUGAUGGAAGUUUAUUAUAGAUAAACAUCACAACUGACAGUCAUAUCAUUUGACAUUUUUGCCAAUUCUCAGGAAAUAAAUGCAUAUAGGUUAUUUUGUAGCUGUACUUUGCACUAGAUCUGUCAUGAAUAUUAAGUUGACACUAAGUGGCAACACUUUGUACUUGUCACUGUUCAUAGCUAUGGAACAAUCAAUCAUUAACUUAUUGAAAUAUAAUUUAUGUGAUAUUUGUGAUUUUUAAACUAAGUUUUUAUGUAUGUUCAAUUCUUGAACAACCAGAUGUCAGAUCUUUGUAUCUGUUAGAGUAAUAAAUCGCUAUGUUUGUUGUUAUUUAUUUUUAUUUAAGACUGGGUUCUAAA
Schistocerca nitens (vagrant locust) is the source of this 4208-nucleotide messenger RNA. Its product is annotated as peroxidase-like. Gene Ontology annotation, molecular function: heme binding; peroxidase activity. The record is from RefSeq and is a predicted model, not a curated record. Lineage: Eukaryota; Metazoa; Arthropoda; Insecta; Orthoptera; Acrididae. Gene Ontology annotation, biological process: response to oxidative stress. The transcript is spliced from 13 exons. Bases 8 to 2122 code for a protein of 704 amino acids.